Messenger RNA from Perkinsus marinus ATCC 50983, 927 nucleotides. RefSeq names its product splicing factor,putative. Bases 1 to 927 code for a protein of 308 amino acids. The transcript has 3 exons. Gene Ontology annotation, molecular function: RNA binding. The record is from RefSeq and is a predicted model, not a curated record. NCBI's taxonomy places the organism in Eukaryota, Perkinsozoa, Perkinsida, Perkinsidae.
AUGAGCGCUGGCGGUUUCUCGAAGGGACCGCAGCAACAUGGGGACCCCCUCUUCCCGCCGCUCAGCCGAGAGGUUCUCAAAACUCUACACUCCGUUAAGGUGAGCAUCCUCAUAGACCAGCAGAUUCAUCAAUACGCUCAGGUGGACGGAAUUGGUCUGAACGUUUCCCAGGCUAAGUUGAAUGAACUAUUUAGUCGGUAUGGGGAAGUGAUGGAUAUUUAUAUCCCUAAAGACAAUAGGCCUGGUUUGGGUACAGGUUACUGCUUCGUGAGGUACCCCGACAUCCGUAUGGCCGAGGCCGCUCUCGAGCUCGAUAAUCGGAUUACCCUCCCGGGCUGCACUGCUCCCUUUCACUGUUCUCUGGCAGGCCGUCGUCAGAUGUAUGAAUCCCAUAAUCAUCGAAUGUCGGCAGGCUCUAGUGAGUACCCCUCCUAUGCUACCCCGGGUGGGUCUAUGGAUUCUCGCCGUUCAUCCUGGAAUGAAACCCGUUCAGUUCCCUAUCCCUCCAGAGGCUGGGAGCAGUGGGAGUCUGCCCCUCGUGGAGUUAUCACUGAUGCUCGGCAGCCUUCACGGGAGGCUCCUGCCCCCUCGGAGCUCCCAGCCACGCCUGGGUUCGAGCGCUACAUGAUCGACAACUUUCAGCAGCGGCCUCUUAAUCGAGAGAACUAUUUCUAUGACCGCUACUCUCACUACAGACCUCGUGAGAUGAUGCCUAUGUCGGCCAAAUCUUCAAUGCCUGCUGUUGGGCGUGAGGCGGGUUUCGAUGACCGGGCUCCUCGACAGCCCUAUUCCGGUCGGUUGGCUGAAGUUGGCUCCGUUGAUAAUCAGCGAGUUCCCCUUGCCGAUGCUUACUAUGGAAGAUAUUCCCACUACAGGCCGGGUCCCAAGAGUUUUGAGAAGUAUAUGGGUGAUGCUGUUAGAGUAUAA